CCACCAACUCCUCUUAAAACACCUUCCAACACUCAUCACCACCGCUACUGCUCCUCCCCUCCCUCCGGCCAAACAAAAAGCCAAGGGGGAUAGCUUCUAACACACGCAAGUAGCCAUGUCCCCCAAUUUUCCAAAACCCCAUCUGAAAAUCCCCAAGAUUUUGCUACUUUUCUUUUGUAUAUCUCAAAUUGUAGCUCCUGGGUUUGCAUUUGAGCUGGAUGAAUCUCUGACUUUCAUAUGGCCUUUGCCAGCGGAGUUCAGUUCCGGUAACGAGACGCUGUCGGUGGACCCUUCAAUUACGCUGACUGUGUCGGGGAAUGGGGGCAACUCUGUCGUUGUCAGCGAGGCAUUUGACCGAUAUAAGAGGGUUAUAUUCAAGCGCGCUUCUGGGUUUUCUAUAUUUGGGAAGUUCAGGGGGAGAGGAUCUGUGUAUGAUAUUAGCGAAUUGACAGUAAUUGUUCACUCAGAAAGCGAAGAGCUUCAAUUGGGUGUGGAUGAGAGUUAUAGUCUGACUGUAGCGAAGAGGGAUGCGCAGUCCAUUGUUUGGGAGGCGACAAUUGAGGCAAAUACUGUUUAUGGUGCACUCCGAGGGUUGGAGACAUUCAGCCAAUUGUGUGUGUUUGAUUAUGGAACUAAGUCGGUGCAAAUAUACAAGGCACCAUGGUACAUCCAGGACAAGCCAAGAUUUGCAUAUCGUGGACUUUUACUUGAUACAUCAAGACACUAUUUACCAACUGAAGUUAUUAAGCAGAUAAUCGAAUCUAUGUCAUAUGCUAAACUUAAUGUUCUUCAUUGGCACAUCAUAGAUGAGCAGUCAUUUCCUCUAGAAGUACCAACAUACCCAAAUUUGUGGAAAGGUGCAUAUUCAAAGUGGGAGCGCUAUACAGUUGAGGAUGCACAAGAGGUUGUUAGCUUUGCCAAAAUGAGAGGGAUCAAUGUUAUGGCUGAAGUAGAUGUCCCUGGUCAUGCAGAAUCAUGGGGAGCUGGAUAUCCUGAUCUUUGGCCUUCUUCUUCCUGCAGAGAGCCACUUGAUGUUUCAAAAAAUUUCACCUUUGAUGUCAUUUCUGGCAUCCUGGCAGAUAUCAGAAAAAUUUUCCCAUUUGAGCUCUUUCACUUGGGUGGUGAUGAAGUUAAUACAGAUUGCUGGAGCUCCACACCUCAUGUGAAAAAAUGGCUGGGAGAUCACAGCAUGACUACAAAGGAUGCAUAUCAAUAUUUUGUCCUCAGAGCACAAGAAAUAGCAAUUUCACAAAACUGGACACCUGUUAACUGGGAAGAAACCUUCAAUAAUUUUGCCGCAAACCUUAAUCCUCGGACUGUGGUGCAUAAUUGGUUGGGCCCUGGGGUAUGUCCAAAGGUUGUGGCCAAUGGAUUCAGAUGCAUUUUCAGCAAUCAAGGUGUUUGGUAUCUUGACCACUUAGAUGUCCAUUGGGAUCAAGUGUAUACUGCUGAGCCUCUGGAAGGAAUAAAUGAUGUUUCCAAGCAGGAACUUGUUCUUGGAGGACAAGUUUGCAUGUGGGGGGAGACAGCUGAUACCUCAGCUGUUCAGGAGACAAUAUGGCCACGAGCUGCAGCAGCAGCAGAGCGCCUGUGGAGCCGAAGGGAAGCCAUAUCUACAGGAAAUAUUACCUUAACUGCAUUACCAAGGCUACAUUAUUUCCGAUGCCUUCUAAAUAGGCGUGGGGUUCAGGCUGCUCCAGUCACAAAUAAGUACGCGAGAAGACCACCGAGAGGUCCUGGGUCAUGCUAUGGGCAAUAAUUCUUCUCGUCAGGUCACCACACCCCCAUAUAUCUGAAGCUACCUAUACAAUGUAUGCACUCUUGUAUAUAGAAUCUACGAGCAUCCCCGUAAACUUAAACGUGUCUUCUGCUGGAAUAACGUUGUAGUUCACCUGUUUCACCAUGUUGAAGCUCGAUGGUUGAAAUGUAUCUCAGAAUCUUCUGACAGGGUUCUUCAAUGUUGUUAUAGUCUAUCUACUAGUUGUUUUUCUGAUGGUAAAACACUUUGCCGUAAGACACCUACACAAUUCUUUGCAGUGUGACAAAAAUGAUGCCAAAUCUUGAUGAAAUU
Molecule: messenger RNA, 2071 nt
Organism: Rubroshorea leprosula
Lineage: Eukaryota; Viridiplantae; Streptophyta; Magnoliopsida; Malvales; Dipterocarpaceae
Source: the annotation of a GenBank genome assembly